UGAAUCAUGUGAUGUCCACUUGAACCGGCAAAUCUCGAGAUUCUAACCUAAAUCUGCUCCAUUUUCAUCAUACAUCGCAAUAACUGCAUUAACUUUUGAUUAUUAAUAAAAUGAUGAAUCACGGGUUUUUGAGUGAAUCAAUUCGUAGGGUAAAAUUGCGCUUUAAGAAUCAUGUUGUUGGAUCUGUUCAAGGUGAUGUGGAAUACAAGGGGACUGGGUAUAAUAAAGAUCUUCAAGUCAUGGGCGAUGAAAGUAUGCCGAAAGUAGACCUGGUGAAAGACGCAUCGAAACUGUCAACCUCAGAUCUUCAUUGGAUGAAACUAAUAGAGAAACAAAACCUGGAAAGAGUUCAAAAGCUAAAACUCGAGAGAAAAAGAAGUGCAAUCAUUGGCCUAGCCCUCACCGCAGCUGUUUUUUCCAUUUACAGCUACACAAUUCACGCUGUUAAGCAGGAGAAUUACUUUGAUGAUUUUGAAUUGCCGGAAACUAUUUCAGACGAGGAUUAGGUGGCAUUGAUUUGACUUAGAAAGGCGAUUAUUGAUUCUGUAAUUAAAACUACUUCAUUUGCUUUA
Diachasmimorpha longicaudata is the source of this 572-nucleotide messenger RNA. It is a transcript of the gene Ccdc56, whose product is annotated as Coiled-coil domain containing 56. NCBI's taxonomy places the organism in Eukaryota, Metazoa, Arthropoda, Insecta, Hymenoptera, Braconidae. The record is from RefSeq and is a predicted model, not a curated record. The coding region runs from base 111 to 506 and encodes 131 amino acids. The transcript is spliced from 2 exons.